AUGGCAAAUAUGGACAAUUUAUUCGCGAUAAUGGACGAGUUAUCACCCACUCCGUGCCAGCUCAUGUCUGCCGCCAAGGAGAAUCGCAUCAUGGUCUGGCGCGACGAGGUGGUCGCAUCCACAUCAGCCUCAGAUGCACCCGCCAGCAACUAUUCCGCCCCUUCGCUCGUCACCACAACUACUGCGUCGUCGAUGUCUCUGACGCCCUCUGAACUGGCCACAAUGUCCAAGAGCUCCCGGCUCUGGCACAAGGUCAAGGCGCAAUUCACCGGCAAAGCCCGCCGCCGCAGCAGCGUCGCCAAUGCUGACAUCCCCGAGUUCAUGACGCCUCCGCGGAAAGGCGAGACAACACGAACAGCCAUGUAUCAGAAUCUACGGUCGGGAGAUGCCAAAUAUGUGGAAGAGGAGGUUACGCCAGGCGCAGACAGCAGCAAUGGCCGUGGACGGGGUCUUUUCUCAAGACAGAUGAGGAUGAUACGGGCAUCGAAGCUAUUGCAGGUGAAUACCAUUAGCUGA
Trichoderma gamsii is the source of this 516-nucleotide messenger RNA. RefSeq lists its product as hypothetical. The coding region runs from base 1 to 516 and encodes 171 amino acids. The record is from RefSeq and is a predicted model, not a curated record. The transcript has a single exon. Lineage: Eukaryota; Fungi; Ascomycota; Sordariomycetes; Hypocreales; Hypocreaceae.